AUAUUUAUCUUAAUAAAUAUUUUUUCUAAAUUUUCUCAGUGUUAACAAUUUAAAUUUCUUAAACUUCUAGUAAAAAUGAAUUUGGCAAUUAAAAAUCCAAGUCUAACGAUCUUGAAAGUUUGUCUCAUUUUAUUUUAAAUUAAUGUAACGUCCGAAUUUCCAAAGGAUGAUAAUUUCGUGAUAAAAAUUUAUAAAUUUUAGUGGCAAAAUCGUGCCGUAAUAUAGAAAUUUUAGAUAUAUUCAUAUAUCAAAGCUAGAUUCUAUUAUAUUAAAAAUCUAUAGAAAAUUCAUAUUUUACAAUAUUCGAAAUUCCACGAUGUCAAACGUUUCAUACAAUUUACUGCAAAAUUGUUGUUAACAAUAUAAACUCCAGUCCAACAAUAUUUAAAAUCCGUGCUGCCUUUUCGAAGAUCUACGAGCGUCUCACGAUGUCCAGUCUCAGAUUCCACGAUGUCCAGCCUCAGGUCCCACGAUGUCCAGCCUCAGGUCCCACGAUGUCCAGCCUCAGAUCCCACGAUGUCCAGCCUCAGGUCCCACGAUGUCCAGCCUCAGGUCCCACGAUGUCUAGCCUUAGAUCCCACGAUGUCCAGCCUCAGGUCCCACGAUGUCCAGCCUCAGGUCCCACGAAGUCUAGCCUUAGAUCCCACGAUGUCCAGCCUCAGGUCCCACGAUGUCCAGCCUCAGAUCCCACGAAGUCCAGGCUUCGUAUCUUCAGAAUGUCCAGCCUCAGGUUCCACGAUGUCCAGGCUUCGUAUCUUCAGAAUGUCCAGCCUCAGGUUUCACGAUGUUCAACCUCAGGUUAAACGAUGUCCAGCCUCAGGUCCCAUGAUGUCCGGCCUCAGGUCCCACGAUGUCCAGGCUUCGUAUCUUCAGAAUGUCCAGCCUCAGGUUCCACGAUGUCCAGCCUCAGGUCCCACGAUGUCUAGGCUUCUUAUCUUCAGAAUGUCCAGCCUUCGGUCCACGAUGUCCAGCCUCAGGUCCCACGAUGUCCAGGCUUCGUAUCUUCAGAAUGUCCAGCUUCAGGUUCCACGAUGUCCAGCCUCAGGUUCCACAAUGUCCAGCCUCAGGUCCUACGAUGUCCAGGCUUCGUAUCUUCAGGAGGUCCAGCCUCAGGUUCCACGAUGUCCAGCCUCAGGUCCCACGAUGUCCAGGCUUCGUAUCUUCAGAAUGUCCAGUCUCAGGUUCCACGAAUGUCCAGUCUCAGGUUCCACGAUGUCCAGUCUCAAGUUCCACGAUGUCCAGCCUCAGGUUCCACGAUGUCCAGCCUUCGGUCUACGAUGUCCAGCCUCAGAUCCCACGAUGUCCAGGCUUCGUAUCUUCAGAAUGUCCAGCUUCAGAUUCCACGAUGUCCAGGCUUCGUAUCUUCAGAAUGUCCAGCCUCAGGUUCCACGAUGUCUAGCCUCAGGUUCCACGAUGUCCAGCCUCAGGGUCCCAUGAUGUCCGGCUUUCGGUCCCACGAUGUCCAGCCUCAGGUCCACGAUGUCCAGGCUUCGGUCCACGAUGUCCAGCCUCGGGUCCCACGAUGUCCAGCCUCAGGUUGCACGAUAUCCAGGCUUCACAUUUUCAUGAUGUCGAGGGUUCGUAUCUUCAGGAUGUCCAAACUCCAUUUUUCAUGAUUUUCAAGCUCAAUAAUUUAAUUUUUUCUGAGAUGUAUUUUUACAUAAUAAAAC
This is a messenger RNA of Linepithema humile (Argentine ant), 1670 nucleotides long. Lineage: Eukaryota; Metazoa; Arthropoda; Insecta; Hymenoptera; Formicidae. The record is from RefSeq and is a predicted model, not a curated record.